AUGUCUUCAGAUCUUAUGGAUACCGAAGCAGGCGGUGAAGGCUCGCAAUACGAGUCAAUCCAGACAGUCACAGAACCCCACUCUAAGCAAGGCGGACAAAUGGGUGAAGAGGAAACUCAGCCAGAUGCCGUGACUUCUCAACAAGAACAGCAGAAGGCUGAGAGAGGAGCGAAAACAGCAGAGAACGUGAGGUAUGGACAGACAAUCUCAGAAGGGGGUAUGGGAGGCAAGACUACAGAAGCUGGAGGAAGUGCGAACCAAGACGGAUUUGGACCAUUGGGCGCACAGGGAGGAACAGAAGAUGCUGAAGAGUCCAGGCGGGACCAGGGCUACGGGCCAGGAUCUGGCAUUGGAGCAUAG
Molecule: messenger RNA, 360 nt
Organism: Letharia columbiana
Lineage: Eukaryota; Fungi; Ascomycota; Lecanoromycetes; Lecanorales; Parmeliaceae
Exons: 4
Coding region: 1-360 (119 amino acids)
Source: RefSeq, a predicted model, not a curated record